This is a messenger RNA of Zingiber officinale, 1674 nucleotides long. RefSeq names its product probable beta-1,4-xylosyltransferase IRX10. The transcript has 4 exons. Gene Ontology annotation, molecular function: glycosyltransferase activity. The record is from RefSeq and is a predicted model, not a curated record. NCBI's taxonomy places the organism in Eukaryota, Viridiplantae, Streptophyta, Magnoliopsida, Zingiberales, Zingiberaceae. The coding region runs from base 222 to 1478 and encodes 418 amino acids. Gene Ontology annotation, biological process: glucuronoxylan biosynthetic process; plant-type secondary cell wall biogenesis.
ACUUUUGACAGAGUAAAUAAAGGCAGCGGCCCCUUUUCUUGGUUGGACAAGCCAACUGCUCCUCUCCCGGGUCUUAACUCUCAGGCUGUCGGUGUCACUCGACCUCGGUUUUCAUCUCGCCCUGUAAAACUAGGCACCGAGCUGUUCGAUUCAUACAAGCAAGAGGAGGAAUUCCCGUCUUGCAGAGGAGGGAAGGAAACAGCUGCUGCCUUCGCCUAAUCAUGGAGAAGGGGAUCUGGGGCUUUACCAUUCUCAUUGUCUGCAGCUUGGCAUCCCGAACUGAGGGCUUGGGUAUGGAUCAGAAUCGGCAAAUACUUGGCUUUCAAGGAAAUGCUGGUGACGCAUUAGACGAUGAUCCUGUGGGGAGGUUGAAGGUGUUCGUCUACGAAUUGCCCAGCAAGUACAAUGUCGACUUGGUAAAAAGAGAUCCAAGAUGCCUGACUCACAUGUUCGCUGCAGAGAUUUUCAUGCACCGGUUCCUGUUAUCGAGUCCUGUUCGAACACUCGAUUCCGAGGAAGCUGACUGGUUCUAUGUCCCAGUUUACCCAACCUGUGACCUGACCAAAGAUGGCCUUCCUCUGCCCUUCAGAUCUCCGAGAAUGAUGAGGAGCGCGAUACAACUAAUUGCCUCGGAAUGGCCUCAUUGGAACAAAACUGAAGGAGCAGAUCACUUCUUCGUCGUCCCCCACGAUUUCGGGGCAUGUUUCCAUUACCAGGAAGAGACUGCGGUGGAACGCGGAAUCCUCCCCCUGCUUCGACGUGCUACGUUGGUGCAGACUUUCGGGCAGAAGAACCAUGUCUGCUUGAAGGAGGGAUCAAUUGUCAUUCCUCCAUACGCCUCGCCCCAGAGGAUGCACGCACACUUGCUUCCUCCAGACAUCCCUCGCUCCAUCUUCAUUUACUUCCGCGGAUUGCUUCACGACGGUAUGAAUGAUCCCGAGGGGUGCUACUAUGCGAGGGGCGCUCGGGCCUCGUUAUGGUUGAACUUCAAGAACAAUCCCAUCUUCGACAUCUCGACCGAACAUCCAUCGACUUACUACGAAGACAUGCAACGCUCGAUUUUUUGCUUGUGCCCGUUAGGUUGGGCUCCUUGGAGUCCCCGAUUGGUGGAAGCCGUGGUGUUCGGUUGCAUUCCCGUGGUCAUAGCCGAUGACAUCGUGCUGCCUUUCGCGGACACAAUUCCGUGGACGGACAUUGCAGUAUUUGUAGCUGAGAAGGACAUCGUAAGGUUGGAUACGAUACUGACUUCGAUGCCGACAGAGAUUAUAUUGAGGAAACAGAGACUGCUCGCGAAUCCUUUGAUUAAGCUGGCCGUGUCUUUCCCACAGCCUUCGAGACCGGGGGAUGCCUUCCAUCAGAUACUGAAUGGUCUUGCUCGUAAGCUUCCACAUGGAAGCAGCGUCUACUUACAGCCAGGGCAGAAGGUUUUGAACUGGACUGCAGGCUCUGUGGAGGACACUUAUCCAUGGGAGAAAUAGAUAGAUGUAGAGAGACCCUUCAAUACAUUAUAUUUAUUUCGACAUUGUAGUUACAGCAAAUCAUGCACCACCUCCCCAACUAAAAAGAACGAAACUUCAAUGUGUGAAGAAGAAAAAAAAGGGGGAUGAAAGCUAGAAAUACAUUGUUGCAGGCACUCCAAAUUAACUAAGCAGCCUUAUUUCUGUGCAUGAUGUA